CAACACACACACGCACGCACUUACUCACACACAUACUCACACAGACACACAUGCGCACCAAAGGCUGGCCUGAGGACAGCACGCGUUUGAGAGACAACCUCCUGACACACACACACGAGAGUGCAUUCUGUGGACUCAAUAUACCAACACAGAGGCGAGCCGAUCUGCUGGAAACCACAGAGAAUUGAAAGACUGGAGCACACCCCCCCCUCUCUCUCUUUCUCACUCACUCUCGCUCUCUGUGUCCUCCUCUCUGUGAGCAUUACAGCAAGGCAUUGCGCAGGAUUUAACAACCCUCCCCAACAUCUCCCUCUUCUUUAUUUUAAUCUUUUUUUUUUUUUUCCUUCCUCCAAUCCAUCUCUCCUUCUGUGGCAGCCGUUGCUCUUGGCAGUGGAAGGAUAUAUUCAUUUCCAUAUUGGAGCGUUACGAGAGCUGCUAUUUGCUCAUUUCUCCCACAACCAUGUGUGUGUGCGUGUGUGAGAGAGAGUGUGUGUGAGCUUUGGGGGGGGGGCGGACGCCGAGAAGGACGGCAUCUAAAGACGUCUCGUCACUGGCCCCAUAUUGCUGCCUGUGGAGGCUGGCAUCAGGGCCAGCUGAUGCCACAGCAGAUCUGAGGCAGCUGCAGUUGUAGAAGCGCAGACAUGCAACUCAGCACUGCACCUACAGUGGGUCGCAGGAGGAGAGGAAAUCCGGACAGCCAAGGUCUAAUAGGUGUGCUGAGUGUGUGUGCUACAUUACUGCAGUUAUGCGCUGGCUGUCCUUCAGAGUGUGUGUGUAACUCCCUGGAAGCUAACUGCAGUGGGCGGAGUCUAGUAUCUGUGCCCGCACUCACUUUUCUCCCGGAGGGCACACAUACCCUCCUUCUGGCCAUUAACGGCCUCUCCUCCCUUCCCGUCUCUGCCUUCGCCAACCUAAGCACCCUGGAGACACUCGACCUGUCCAAUAACUAUCUGGACAACCUGCCUUCCAGACUGUUCCAUGAGCUGAGUAACCUGAGCGAUUUGAGUUUGCGUAACAACAGCCUGACGGUUUUGGAUCGCGAGUUAUUUCGUGGUCUGACCCAUCUGCGGAGACUGGAUCUGUCUCUGAACGGCUUGGCUGCUGUGCCUCUGGGCCUGCUGGAUGAGCUGCAAGGGCUGACCUGGCUCUCCUUGGCUGGGAACAGACUUCACGCCCUGGAGAGAGCCACAUUUGAGCCUCUCACCAACCUUCAGCACCUGGAGCUGGGCAUGAACCCCUGGGAGUGUGACUGCAACCUGAGAGACUUCAAACACUGGAUGGAGUGGCUGAUAUAUCGAGGCGGUAAUGUCGAUGCCGUUGAGUGUACACUUCCAAAGGACUUAAGGGGUCGUGACAUCAGGGGUGUUCCUGUGGAGAUGUUCAACUACUGUCUGCAAUUGGAGGAUGAGAAUGGGGGCGGGGCUGGGAGCACAAAGGGUGGAUCUCCACCAUGUUUUCGAGGGACAGCCACUCCGUGGUCUGAAGGUGCAGUGGUGCGUACGGAGGCGGAGCUACCAGACUGUGUAAAGCAGCGUUAUCGACCAGUCAGUGUUCGCAGGGCGAUCGGUACAGUAGUGAUCGCUGGUGUGGUCUGUGGAAUCGUGUGUAUUAUGAUGGUAGCUGCCGCAGCGUAUGGCUGCAUUUAUGCGUCUCUAAUGGCAAAAUACCAGCGAGAGCUAAAGAAGAGGCAGCCAUUGAUGGGUGACGCAGAGGCAGAAGCCGACGCGGAGGAGAAACAGAUCUCAUCAGUUGCAUAGGGGAAUGGGGGAGAGGGGUCAGAGGUCAGAGGUCAGCCACAAAUAUAAAGAACACUUUACUGGUUGAGCUGCACAUUUGAUGAUCAUUUAGCUGACCAGCGGAAGAUUUAUCAUCCCUGUUUUCUGUCUCUCUGUCCUUCCUGAGACCCUCUCUGACUCUCAGACUUACACUUUACUCAAACUCUAAACUUUGGCCUGUGACCUUUGACCUAUUUGCCCCAGGACAAGAGGGACCACUCAGCACUUUAGAACUCCCCCACCCUCCUCCAAUGUUGAGAGGAUCUCAGCAGAGGAUGUGUGGAUGCAGCUGUUCACAGUUCUGAACCCUGAUGUUUCUAGAGGAUCAUGUGCUGUCAUUAGCAUUAGCCUCUGUAGCAGCCUAACCAUCAACCCAAACCUCCAAAUCAUAACUAAUCCCAACCCCAAUCCUAGACCUUUAACUCUAAUCCCAACCUCUCAAACCUAAUCCAAGCCCCCAACUCUAACCCUAACCCUUUAUACUAACCCCAACCAUAACCAUCACCUCUAACACUGUCUACACCGGGUCGCACAUGCAAGUGGCACAUCACAUCAAAAGCCAGUAACACUCAUUAUAAUCAAUACGGUCUACAAUGGAUGCCCCAAUUUCUGACAUACUACAUGGGCUUUUUCUACUUCGACAAAAGGACAAAUUGAUUUGGAAUGUUGACUUUAAGUGUUGACUCGUGUAAACAGCCUCAAUCUUGUCAACCGAUGUGCUUGGUGUAGACAUGGUGUAAUCCUAAACUUCCAACUAUACUACCAAGCCUAACCUAAAACUUCCAGUUCUACUCCCAAACCUUAAUCCUAAACAUACAACACAAAUUCCUACCCUUACCAAAAACCUCCGUCCUUAAUCUAAGUCCCCAACCCCAAACCUCCAAUUUUUGAAAUAUUCCCACCUUAUUUAUCAGCUAUAAUAUAUUCUAUACAAUGUGAUGUGACCCCAGUUUUAUGUGUUAAGUGUGAGGUUUGUCCUUUGUAUUGUGUGAAAAUAAUUUGUGUUGAUAACAUUGUUUUGUUUGUUUACUAUUUGCUGUUUCUCCAUGUUCAUCUCUAGAGGUCAGAUGUGUUUUUGUAAGACUAGAAGAAUCCAGCCCUGGUGUCUGUCGUGAAGUGUCUUGAAGUAUCGUGAAGUGCUAAUGUAGAGCAGGCUGAAGACUCUGUUGAUGUUAGUGGAGGGGCUAUUGGGGGAAGUCAUGGCCUAAUGGUUAGAGAGUCGGACUCGUAACCUAAAGGUUGC
This is a messenger RNA of Sinocyclocheilus anshuiensis, 3018 nucleotides long. Its product is annotated as leucine-rich repeat and transmembrane domain-containing protein 2-like. Lineage: Eukaryota; Metazoa; Chordata; Actinopteri; Cypriniformes; Cyprinidae. Gene Ontology annotation, molecular function: protein binding. Bases 642 to 1757 code for a protein of 371 amino acids. The transcript has 4 exons. The record is from RefSeq and is a predicted model, not a curated record.